Molecule: messenger RNA, 1868 nt
Organism: Elephantulus edwardii (Cape elephant shrew)
Lineage: Eukaryota; Metazoa; Chordata; Mammalia; Macroscelidea; Macroscelididae
Gene: AGFG1
Product: ArfGAP with FG repeats 1
Exons: 11
Coding region: 35-1396 (453 amino acids)
Cellular component (GO): cytoplasmic vesicle
Molecular function (GO): GTPase activator activity
Source: RefSeq, a predicted model, not a curated record
UUUAAAUCCACCACACAGGGUCAAAUCCAUCUCCAUGACAACAUUUACACAACAGGAAAUUGAAUUUCUACAAAAACAUGGAAAUGAAGUCUGUAAACAGAUUUGGCUAGGAUUAUUUGAUGAUAGAUCGUCAGCAAUUCCAGACUUCAGGGAUCCACAAAAAGUGAAAGAGUUUCUGCAAGAAAAAUAUGAAAAGAAAAGAUGGUAUGUUCCACCAGAACAAGCCAAAGUGGUGGCGUCAGUUCAUGCGUCAAUUUCAGGGUCCUCUGCUAGUAGCACAAGCAGCACCCCUGAGGUCAAACCCUUGAAAUCUCUGUUAGGAGAUUCAACACCAUCAUUGCACCUAAACAAGGGCACACCUAGUCAGUCUCCAGUUGUAGGUCGAUCUCAAGGCCAGCAACAGGAAAAGAAGCAGUUUGACCUUUUGAGUGAUCUUGGCUCUGACAUCUUUGCGGCCCCAGCUCCUCAGUCAACAGCUACCGCCAAUUUUGCUAACUUUGCACAUUUCAAUAGUCAUGCAGGUGGAAGUGCUGGAUCAGUAAAUGCUAAUUUUGCUCAUUUUGAUAACUUCCCCAAAUCCUCCAGUGCUGAUUUCGGAACCUUCAAUACUUCCCAGAGUCAUCAGACAGCAUCAGCUGUUAGUAAAGUUUCAACGAAUAAAAGUGGUCUCCAGACAGCGGACAAAUACGCAGCCCUUGCUAAUUUAGACAAUAUCUUCAGUGCUGGGCAAGGUGGUGAUCAGGGAAGUGGUUUUGGGACCACAGCUAAAGCCCCUGCUGCUUCUGUGGUUUCGGUUCCUAGUCAACCAAGUGCGUCUUCGGACAAGUAUGCAGCCCUGGCCGAGCUGGACAGUGUGUUCAGCUCAGCAGCCACUUCCAGUAAUGCAUACACUUCCACAAGUAACGCUAGCAGCAAUGUUUUUGGAACAGUACCAGUGGGUGCUUCUGCACAAACACAGCCUGCUUCUUCAAGUGUGCCUGCUCCUUUUGGAGCAACACCUUCCACAAAUCCAUUUGUUGCUGCUGCUGGUCCUUCUGUGGCAUCUUCUACAAAUCCAUUUCAGACCAAUGCCAGAGGAGCAGCAGCGGCAACCUUUGGCACUGCGUCCAUGAGCAUGCCGGCAGGGUUUGGCACUCCUGCGCCCUACAGUCUGCCCACCAGCUUCAGCGGCAGCUUCCAGCAGCCUGCCUUCCCAGCCCAAGCCACUUUCCCCCAGCAGACAGCUUUUUCUCAGCAGCCCAAUGGUGCAGGCUUUGCAGCAUUUGGACAAACAAAGCCAGUGGUGACUUCCUUUGGUCAAGUAGCUGCAGCUGGAGUAUCUAGUAAUCCCUUUAUGACUGGUGCACCAACAGGACAGUUUCCGGCAGGAAGCUCAUCGACCAAUCCUUUCUUAUAGCCUCCUGUAGACACUUUACUGGAACGGACUUUGAUGUGGUCACAUUACAUCUCUCCGCCUCUUGCACUGUUGUCUUGUUUCACUGAUCUUAGCUUUAAACACAAGAGAAGUCUUUUUAAAAGCCUGCAUUGUGUAUUCAGCACCAGGUGAUAUGUGCAAAACAGAGGGCUCCGGGAACAACUUUUAACCUGUGAAUUGGCAGAAGUGGUAGCAGUAUCGUGUAUAUUAAAAAUUGGCUAAUAUUAAGUUAUUGCAGAUACCACACUCAUCAUGCUGCAGUCCUGUACAUAUUUUUUCUUAGAAAUUAGCUAUUUGUGCAUAUCAGUAUUUGUAACUUUAACACAUUGUUAUGUGAGAAAUGUUACUGAGGAAAUAGAUCAGCCACUUUUAAGGUGCUGUCAUAUACCUUGGAUUGAAUGACCUAAAACCAUUUUAACCAUUGCUACUGGAAAGUUACAAGUCAGAAUUGGAA